CUUUCUUCACGUGUCGCGGAAAUUACACGCGAGCACCUCGCUCCGCCAUCCGCGCGGGGUCGUCGUGCAUGUCGUGCGUAUCGUGCGCGUGACGGCGCCACACACAUGGGCGAGAAAACGAGGCUGCCGAUGCUGCUGGCGCGGCCGCGGCCGUGGCCGCGACAGAACCGCCGGCGCCACCGGCUGCGGCAGGCCACGCUCGCUCUGGGCUCCGUCCUGGCGCUGUACUGCCUGAUUUUCGUCGCGAGGACGCCGGCGCCGAGCGCCGGUGGUCUGUCGAGCGCCGCCGGAUCAGGGCGGCACACCAGGCCGCCGCCGCCGCCAGAGAUUCUGAACAACCUGUCGCUUGACGAAGCGCAGUGCCGUGCCUACUUCCCCGGGCUCACAAAGGAGGUUGACGACAUGGUGGCCCGGGGCCCGUUCCAGGUGAAGCAGACGAACGAUAUGGGGCCUCUGCAGGGGAGGAUCAAGGAUGGACAAAUAUACAUCAUCCACGCCCAACGUAAAUCAGACCUUUCGCAAGAGAUGUUGAACUCGCGCACCGCUUCCCUCCACCAGCUCCACCGCGCGCUGCUCACCUCGCCGACGCCGAUGCCGGACACCAUCUUCACGCUCAACUUCCAAGAUCAGCCGUUCGGCACGGCCUGGACCUACAGCCGGCACGCGGACCCGACGUUCGGGUCGCGGGACCCGGACGCACGGUCGUUCCUCAUGCCGCACUUCUCCUUCUGGGCGUGGAACCUGCCCUUCGUCGGCUCCAUGUCGCGCGCGGCGGCCGCCAUCGCGCAGCUCGAGUCCGGCUACACCGCGCCGGCGGGCGACUGGCACGACAAGAUCCCCAAGGCGGUCUGGCGCGGCACAACGUGGUUCAACAGCGUGCACAACCCGCGGCUGCGGCAGGACCUGCUGGCGGCGGCGCGGGGCCAGCCGUGGGCGGACAUCCAGGCGCUCGAGUGGCGGAGUGUGCCGGGCGCGUCCGAGAGAAAUGCGACCAACGCGCUGCCGAUCGAGGAGUUCUGCCGGUACAAGUACGUCGUGCACACCGAGGGCGUCUCAUACAGCGGGCGCUUCCAGUUCCUGCAGAUGUGCGCCAGCGUCGUGCUCACGCCGCCGAUUAUGUGGAUGCAGCACGUCACGCAUCUGGCCCGGCCGCUGUUCUCGAGUGAUUUGAAGAAGGGGGGCAAGACCUGGAUGCCGUCCGAAAAGGUCAGGAGGGCGUGGCCGGUAGGGUAUAAACCCGAGGAGGCAAAUAUCGUGUUUGUUGCGCCGGACUGGUCGGAUCUGGGCGACACCGUGGCUUGGUUGGAAGAGCAUCCCGAGAUAGCCGAGGGGAUUGCGAGGAGGCAGCGGGAUCUGUUUGUUGGUGGGGGAUACUUCAGCCCGGCUGCUGAGACGUGUUACUGGCGGGCGCUGGUGAGAGGUUGGGCAAAGAUGGCGAUGACGGACGGCGAAGGGUUUGAGAAUGUCGAGGGAACCACACUGGAGGCGUUUAGCCUGACAAAUGGUCCCUGACAGGAGCUUGCUAUCAUAAACGGCGUGCUCGUCCCCUUUCGUCCGUGUCAUUGUUCGGAAUCAUUCGUCUCGGACCGUGCAUCCACGUAGACCGGUCGUGGUCGAUAGCGUUCCUCGUCACCUCACCGCACACCCCCCAGCACCGAGACCCCAGUCACUUCGACCUCGUGUGUAGUCUCAGAAACUCGUCACCCCCGGGGUCCAGUUCUCGCCGAUCCUCCGCAUAUCUUCGGCAAACCUCCUACUCGUGAUCUUCUUUCCACCCAGACCCGAAGGUGACGAGUGCUCGUCCGGGUCAAAGAACGGGUCCUGCGCCAGGCGAAUAUAGGCCGCUUGCAUCGCCUUGAAGACCGGCCUCAUCUCGACCUCCCUCAGUCCC
Molecule: messenger RNA, 1891 nt
Organism: Thermothielavioides terrestris NRRL 8126
Lineage: Eukaryota; Fungi; Ascomycota; Sordariomycetes; Sordariales; Chaetomiaceae
Exons: 4
Coding region: 106-1512 (468 amino acids)
Source: RefSeq, a predicted model, not a curated record